CUCACAUGAAUGGCGGAGAGGAGAGAGAGAGAGAGAGGAAGACUUCUAGGAAUGCUGGUGAGAAGAGAGAGAGAGAGGAAGACUUCUAGGAAUGCUGGUGAGAAGAGAGAGAGAGGAGAAGAGUAAUGCAAUGCAAACAUGGUGGACCAACACCAACCAGGCAAUUGUGGGCCUUGUCCCUCUUCUUUUUAUUACAGGGAACUUUUCUCUCUCUAAGCUGUCGUCGCCAUUAAAGCUGAACUUUGAGGAGGCGUAGCCUUAGAGAUGGGUAGAACAAGCGUCAAGCUUCCUGGCUUUUGCCUUAACAGAAUUUCAACGCAUGUUAGAGUGAGGCCACCACCACAAGAUGAGAAACCCAUCUCAGAUUCAAUUAAAACAGAGCAAGUUGCAGAGUGCUUGCGCAAGAGGGAGACUCCUGAGAAGAGAAAUGGAGACUUUCAGGCCCAAAAUGGGGAUUUAAAGGCCAAAAAUGGUGAUUCCAAGGAGAAAACUGAGGUGGGUUUUGGGAGAACGAUUAUGAUCGUUGUCGAUUCGAGCCCCGAAGCAAAGGGGGCUCUUCAAUGGGCGUUGUCACACUCUGUUCAGAGCGACGACACUCUGAUUCUUCUCCAUGUUUUGAAGCCUUCCAAGCAAGGUGAGGAAACAAAGAUGGAAAUGAAUCCCAAGAAUUACGAGCUCCCAAAUUCACUGAAGAAUCUCUGCCUGAUAAGAAAACCCGAGCUAAAAGUGGAGGUUGUAGUGUUAGAGGGGAGAGAGAAAGGAGCAACCAUAAUUGCAGAGGCAAAGAGGGAGGGGGUCUCUCUCUUAGUUUUGGGGCAAAAGAAGAGACCCAUUGUCAUGUGGAGGCUUCUUCUGAAUUGGGCAGGAACAAGAAACAACAACAACAGGAAUGGAGGUUUGGGUGUUGUUGAUUAUUGUAUUCAAAAUGCAGAUUGCUUGACUGUAGCAGUCAGAAGAAAGGGUAGAAAAGUUGGGGGUUAUCUCAUCACCACCAGAAGGCAGAAGAAUUUCUGGCUCUUGGCUUAACACUUUGAAUCCUCUCUCUCUCUCUCUCUCUCUCUCUCUAAGUUGGGACCUAUUUGAUCUCAAUAAUUAAACAGAAGUCUCUGUUUCUCUCUCUCAAUUAUAUUAUUUUUAUUUGGAAUUUGUGAGGAUAUGGUUGUUUCUUGUGUAAAUAAAACUAUAAUUUGGAUGUUUGUUCUUUUUAA
Amborella trichopoda is the source of this 1208-nucleotide messenger RNA. RefSeq lists its product as uncharacterized. NCBI's taxonomy places the organism in Eukaryota, Viridiplantae, Streptophyta, Magnoliopsida, Amborellales, Amborellaceae. The record is from RefSeq and is a predicted model, not a curated record.